Selaginella moellendorffii is the source of this 972-nucleotide messenger RNA. RefSeq names its product methylmalonate-semialdehyde dehydrogenase [acylating], mitochondrial. Gene Ontology annotation, biological process: thymine catabolic process; L-valine catabolic process. The annotation marks the transcript as partial. NCBI's taxonomy places the organism in Eukaryota, Viridiplantae, Streptophyta, Lycopodiopsida, Selaginellales, Selaginellaceae. Gene Ontology annotation, molecular function: methylmalonate-semialdehyde dehydrogenase (acylating, NAD+) activity; malonate-semialdehyde dehydrogenase (acetylating, [NAD(P)+]) activity. The record is from RefSeq and is a predicted model, not a curated record. The transcript is spliced from 11 exons. Gene Ontology annotation, cellular component: mitochondrion.
AUCAAGGCCGUGUCUUUCGUCGGAUCGGACAAGGCUGGCAUGCACAUCUACUCUCGUGCAGCUGCUACGGGCAAACGAGUUCAGUGCAACAUGGGGGCCAAAAAUCACGCGGUGAUUAUGCCUGAUGCAUCGGCUGAAGCGACAAUGAAUGCUUUAACUGGUGCUGCCUUUGGAGCCGCUGGCCAGCGUUGUAUGGCCAUCAGUACUGCAGUAUUCGUUGGCGAUUCAAAGCCUUGGGAAGAGGGCUUGAAACAGCGGGCAAUGAAAUUGAAAAUCGGCUGUGGCACAGAGCCCGGUGCAGAUCUUGGCCCAGUUAUAAGUAAACAGGCAAAGGAGCGUAUUUGCAGCCUCGUCGAGAGUGGGCUGAAAGACGGCGCGCGAGUUGUUCUUGAUGGUAGAAAUGUCGAGGUUCCCGGCUUUACAAGUGGAAACUUUGUUGGGCCAACUAUACUAGCCGAUGUUAGACCAGACAUGGAUUGCUACAAGGAAGAGAUAUUUGGCCCAGUUUUACUUUGCUUAAAGGCAGAGACACUUGAAGAGGCGAUUGAAAUUGUAAAUAGUAACAAAUACGGUAACGGGACUGCCAUAUUCACGACGUCGGGCCCGGCAGCGAGGAAGUUCCAACACGAGAUUGAUGUUGGCCAGGUAGGGAUCAACGUCCCAAUUCCAGUGCCUUUACCAUUCUUCUCCUUCACGGGCUCGAGGGGUUCAUUUGCGGGCGACCUCAACUUCUAUGGCAAGGCUGGAGUCCACUUCUUUACUCACAUGAAAACCGUGACGACGCAGUGGAAAGACAGUCCAGGAGGCGUCACAAUGGCGUUCCCGACCUCCCAAAAGGUGUAGAACACACAACAAUGUGAUAUAAAAGGCCAGCGGCUCAUUAUUUUUGGUUUCCUUUGAAUUCAAUCUCCUUGUGUUCUCUGCUGAAAAAUCUGUAAGUGAAUUUUCAGAAAUAAAAGUGGAUUUCACUCA